AUGACUCCCCUGGAGUCACAGCGUCCGGCUAAGCGCUUUCCUCGCGCGCGGCCCUCUCGCUCGGCCUCGACAUCGUCUUAUACCCACAGUUCCCGACGCAGUUCUCUCACCACGGCCCCAGGCUCACUCUCACACUCUGCCUACUCCCUCUCCCGUUCACAAACGACGUCCUUCUCACACAGCUCGACCUUUAUUGCAACGCCCGCGUCGUCAUCUCGAUCUCGUUCAGUAGCCGAGGCUCGUGCGCUCGUGCUCGACCCGGCCUAUUCGGGUGUGGGACAGACCCAGGCUCGAGUUUACGUAGAUGAAUUAGGGAUCGCCCACGAUCCCGAUUACCGAAUGUUCCCUGCUGUCCCAUCCUCGCCUCGAUCAUGUACCGCUCGUCGAGGGAGUGUGACCAGUGCCCGUGGCGGUCGAUGUGGCGCAAACGUCGGGGGAUGUUCGGAGAGCCCGUUUACAGGAAGUCCGUUUGCAGGAUAUGCCGAUUUCGAGAUGCAUUAUUCCAACUCGAUUAGCCACGAGGUCGAUUCCGAGAAGACCGGAUGUGUAUGGACUCCACCGGGAUAUGAAGAAGGGAAGAAGGAGGAAGAGAAGAAGUCGGAGGCGGAUGGUUAUGCCGAUUUUGAUGGGAUGGAGUGGGACGAAAAGGAGUGGAGGAGGGAGGAGGUCGUACCCGCCCCGGCACUAGACAAACAUCAAUCCUCAUCGCUGGCCAGUUCCAAGGGCAAACAAUCCACACCCUCGCCGGCUCCUCCUGCCCCAAUUCAGACACCAACCUUUUCUGGCUCCAAGAGUUCGUUAUCCAAAUCUUACACAAAAGCGGCUACCCGCGCAAAGUCCAAGUCCGGCUCCAAGGGCAGCAGUGUUUCCUCCACCGCGCGAGGCUAUGUACCUGCCAAGAGGUCGUACGAUGAGAGCAUCCAAGACGAAUGGGCACCAUCCUGUGGAUACUCAGUUCGCCGCCAUUGGCAAUCGUUUACGCUCCGAAUCCGAUUUACCGUAUUCCGCUGGCGCCGAAAGUUACGCCGAGCAUUCACGUCAGCUAGCUCUGGUACCGGUGUGGAUCAAAGAGCUUAG
Messenger RNA from Rhizoctonia solani, 1077 nucleotides. RefSeq lists its product as uncharacterized. The transcript is spliced from 4 exons. NCBI's taxonomy places the organism in Eukaryota, Fungi, Basidiomycota, Agaricomycetes, Cantharellales, Ceratobasidiaceae. The record is from RefSeq and is a predicted model, not a curated record. The coding region runs from base 1 to 1077 and encodes 358 amino acids.